Molecule: messenger RNA, 1857 nt
Organism: Scheffersomyces stipitis CBS 6054
Lineage: Eukaryota; Fungi; Ascomycota; Pichiomycetes; Serinales; Debaryomycetaceae
Gene: SPO69
Exons: 1
Coding region: 1-1857 (618 amino acids)
Molecular function (GO): protein binding
Source: RefSeq, a predicted model, not a curated record
AUGGAUUCUUCUACGGGUUUACAAACAGCAUGGCUAAUGGCCACGCUUGGAUCAAAAAUUAAUAACAAGACUUCAGUCAAACGAGACAUUCUCACUACUUCUAUACCCCAGGUAUGCGAGGAGUUGAUAGGUAUCAGCAAAGAAAGAAACAUUCGCUACUUGUCCAACAUGAUGUAUGGGAUCUCUAUGCUCUACAAGUCCAAAAUAAACUUCUUUCUCAACGAUGUAGCCUUUGUUAAUGCAAAGUUGAAUCGAGAUGUGCUUCAAUUACACAGACUGGAAAAGACUUAUAACGUGGCUAACGUAUUUGAACAAGUUGUGAAGAAACAAGUUUUGCUUGAGAAUGACCCCAAUUUCAAUAUUGAGAUUGAUUUUAUCCCUUCUGCCAUUGAUUUUAUAGAAGAAAUGGAGUAUGAUGAAAAUCAAAAGGUAAAGAGAAGAAGAAGGUUAGAAAUUCUGCAAAUGGAUCAAAUGCAAUUUCCUACGGAAAAUUGUACUAGUCUCUUCCAAAUCAACGAUAAGACAAAGAAUGGCUCCAGAAGUAUAUUUGAUGUCAAUAGUUCUAGGGACGAAAGUGCUCUUGUAGAUGACUUAUUCAAUAGAAGUAUCAAUUACAGUACCAUCACUCAAGAAGAUGUACAAUUUGAAUUUAACAACGAUGGUGACAUAGUCUCAACAAAUAACAAUAUUGAAGAAGUCAACGAUUUGCUUGUUGAUCUAGAUUUGGAGAACAACAAUUUAAGUCAGGAUAUACUAGAAGAAAGACAAGAUAAUUUAAAUAUCACAAAUGAUCCUCAUUUUCUCGUUUCUGAGCAACAAUCGAAUUCUAGUAGCCCUUCGGUUGCUCAAGAGCCUUCCAGUAUUGUUACAUGUACAACGAAAGUCACUGGCACGAAGAGAAAACUCCAACGUCUUUUGGUGGAUGAAAUUUCUCAAAUAACUAUUCCUCAAUCUAUUCUAGAAGAGGCAGUUAGAACAUACGAACAGAGAAUGCUUGAUAUUCAUACUGAUAAAUUUGAAAUACAACAUGAUGAUCAAAUGAAAGUUAAUGAAAUCAUGGAAGCCCUUAAUCCUAACUUCAGUCCUUUCCUCAACUUUGUGAAUCGCUUAACUCUAGCGAAUUCAUUGUAUAAUGAACCUGUGAACACAACCAGAAACGAAACUCUCACAUUCAAUAGCACUCUGGUCCAUUCGAUGCUAAGAGAAAUAGGCGUGAUUCGCCGUGUUGAGACUUUGAAUAUCCCAGAGUACGAAAUAGGAAGAGAUGUUAUUCUCAGGAGUUUUGAAGAGUAUAGAGAAGAGGAAGUUAAUGACUUCGAAUUGGAUCAAAAUAUUGAACAAGAGCUAGAGAAUGAAGCUGCAGACUUGUCUACGCUUUCCAAUGAUGUCUUCAAUCUCUCGUUUGGGAACCUCGAAUCUCGUAGUGGAGUGUCUACCAAAGGAGCACAAACAUAUGUUCCUGCCGAAUCUAGCCAGCAAUCAGAAGAGGAAAGCAACCAUACCAAAUUGUUGAAAUUCCAUCAGCUAAUUCAAUCUCGCACCAGAACAUAUGGUAAUCUAUAUGAAAAUGUACACAGAGAAAACACGACAUUUUCGCAGCCAUUCGGAAUUGGAUCCACGACAAAUGAGGGGCAGUAUUACACUAUCAAAUUUUCAGAUUUGAUUCCGAGUCGAUCUAAAACCAUAAAUGAAGAAUUAGAAAUUCCCAUUACUCGAACCUUGGCUGCCAAUUCCUUUGCUAGUAUCCUAGCACUAGCUACUAAUGACAUGGUUGGAAUAUACGUACUGCCGCAGGCGUCAGACAGCUAUGGUAUCCUUUCUGGCGAGGCUAUCGACAUUAUCGUGCAGAUCCCUUGA